Messenger RNA from Sebastes umbrosus (honeycomb rockfish), 2515 nucleotides. Its product is annotated as high-affinity choline transporter 1-like. Gene Ontology annotation, biological process: transmembrane transport; acetylcholine biosynthetic process; choline transport. Gene Ontology annotation, molecular function: choline:sodium symporter activity. Gene Ontology annotation, cellular component: plasma membrane. The coding region runs from base 108 to 1778 and encodes 556 amino acids. Lineage: Eukaryota; Metazoa; Chordata; Actinopteri; Perciformes; Sebastidae. The transcript is spliced from 8 exons. The record is from RefSeq and is a predicted model, not a curated record.
CUCCUCCUGCAGCAGCAGAGAGGGAUGUGUGUGCGUGUAUCAGUCAGUCAGAGUCAGGCAGCCCGGCAACACGUUCGGUCCUUCAGUCGCAAUCCUGCAGCCUCAUCAUGGCUCUCAACAUCCCCGGCGUAGCCGUUAUGAUGUUCUUCUACCUGCUGGUGCUCGGGAUCGGAAUCUGGGCCUCGUUCAAGUCCAAGAGGGAGGCCAAAAAGACCCAGGGGGAUAAGACGGAGAUGGCUCUGCUGGGCAACCGAGGCAUCAACCUGGUGGUCGGCAUCUUCACCAUGACAGCUACGUGGGUCGGUGGUGGAUUCAUCGUGGGCACAGCGGAGGCAGUGUACAACCCCUCCAUGGGACUGAUCUGGGCCGUGAUGCCGAUCGCAGCAACCAUGUGCUUCAUCAUCGGUGGCCUGUUCUUCGCCGAGCCGAUGAGAAACAAUAAAUACGUGACCAUGAUGGAUCCGUUCCAGAUCAAAUAUGGAAAAGUACCGGCGGCCGCUCUGUCUCUGGCUUCACUCGUAUCAGAGAUUAUGUGGGUAACAGGAACACUCAUAGGAUUAGGUGUAACUAUGAGUGUGAUCCUGAAUUUGUCCUACACUGUGAGCAUCUGGAUUUCUGCUGCCGUGGCCAUCACCUACACCCUGAUGGGGGGUCUCUACUCGGUGGCCUACACGGACAUCAUUCAGCUCGUCCUCAUUUUCAUCAGCUUGUGGCUGUGCGUUCCCUUCGCUCUGAUGGGCCCCGCUGUGUUGGACAUCACUGAGACGGCCUACAACUCCACCUUCCAGUCUCCGUGGGUCGGCACUCUGGAGGCGGACCGAGCCUGGAGGUGGAUCGAUAACUUUCUGCUGCUGGGUUUGGGGAACUUGGGCCUGCAGAACUUCCACCAGAGGACGCUGUCCGCGGCUUCCUCGUCUACAGCCAAGAUCACCUGCUUCGCCGCUGCUUUCAUCGUUCCCACGCUUGGCAUCCCUCCCAUACUCCUCGGGGCGGCGGCUGCAUCAACAAACUGGAACUUGACUUCUUAUGGUUCUCCCUCUCCAUUUGAGCGCGGGGAAGCGGGACUCGUCCUGCCCAUCGUCCUGCAGCACCUCACCCCAACCUACAUCUCCAUCAUCGGCAUCGGGGCGGUGGCCGCCGCUGUGAUGUCAUCCACCGACUCCGCCUUACUGUCUGCAGCCUCCAUCUUCACCGCCAACAUCUAUAGGAACAUCAUGAGGCCACAGGCGUCGGAGCAGGAGAUCCAGUGGGUGAUCAAGAUCUCGGUGGUGGUGGUGGGCCUGGCCGGAACGUCUCUCACCUUCCUGGACAACAGCGUCCUGAUGAUCUGGAUGCUUCGAUCCGACCUCACCUACACCCUCAUGCUGCCGCAGCUCGUCUGCGUGCUCUUCUUCAAAAUCUCCAACGGCUAUGGCGCCGUCCUGGGCUGCGUGGUGGGCGUGCUGCUGCGUGUUUUGUGCGGGGAGCCCUUGCUCGGGAUACCGACCAUUCUCAAAUUCCCAGGAUGCACCCUGGUCAAUGGCGUUUACGUCCAGCGCUCCCCGAUCAGGACCAUCUGCAUGCUGUCUGCUUUGGCGGCCAUCUUGUUGUUCUCCUACCUGGCGUCUCUGCUCUUCAACAGAGACGUGAUUCCUGAGAAAUGGGACUUUUUUAAUGUGAAGGCUCAGUACUCGAUACAACCACAAGCUGACGUCAAAUCCGAAACUAAGGACGAGAGCUUCAAAGAACAAAAUGAGAACAAUGAAGUAUGUGAACCGAUGUUAGAAUCAACAUGUUAAGUAAGAAACCUCAUUUAAAAUGCAUUUUUAUACAUUUUACAUCAGUAAGAACUGGUUUAAGAACACAUGUAUGUAAUGUGUAAUGACAUAAUUUUAACAGUACAAUAUAUUUUGAAUUUUUGUAUACUUUUAUAUACAGCAUAAAUGGGAAAAACACAUCACACCUAUGCUCUUUGUUAUUAUAAGAGCAUAGCAUUUUAUUUACAUUUUGUUUUCUUUGAUGAUUGUAAGACGAUAAACCCCUGGGCACAAAUGUAAAACAUGUAAAACGCCCUCCCCCCCGAUCCCAUUCACCAGGAACGCAACGUUCCUUAUGUAACCAUACGUACCUCAUGCAACGGUUUGAAUGAUAUCUUACUGAAAGUUAUUUUUCGCUUUUUGUGCGUUUUCGUACGAAUGUCCAGCAACACGUGUCCAUUUCUGUUCGUUACAUGCAUACAGUCUUUUCAAAAUAAGCUUGGCGUUACGUGAAGCUACGGAAGUUAUAUGACAAAUAAAUCAACGUUAGGGUUAAAAAAAAAAUACGGAAGUGACGUUACUUAAGUACGGAAGUUGCGUGACAAAUAAGUCAACGUUUGGGUUAUAAUAACCUCAAAAGUGACGUUACUUAAGUACGGAAGUUACGUGAGAAAUAAAUCAACGUUGGGGUUAAAAAAAAAACUACAGAAGUGGUGUUACUAAAGUAUGGAAGUUCCGUGAAAAAUAAAUCAACGUUAGGGUAAAAAAACAACAACAAC